CCUGAAGUCGGAGCGGGACCGCGGCCGGUGAUUGGUUGGAAUGCGGAGGGAGGUGCGCGCGCGCGGAGGGCCUGCAGAGACCAGAGGGAGGCGAAGAGAAGAUGGCGGCGGCGGCCGCGGAGACGGUGGAGCUGCACAAGUUGAAGCUUGCUGAGCUGAAGCAAGAAUGUUUAGCCCGAGGACUGGAGGCAAAGGGAAAUAAACAGGACCUGAUCAACAGAUUGCAGACUUAUCUUGAGCAGCAUGCUGAGGAGGAGGCCAAUGAAGAAGAUGUCCUGGGAGAAGAAACAGAGGAAGAAGAACAGAAACCACUAGAUGCUCCUGUCAAAGAGGAAGUAGCUGCUGAGAAAUCAGCUGAAAGAAUGCAGAAACGGGCAGAGAGAUUUAAUGUUCCUGUGAGUUUGGAGAGUAAAAAGGCUGCACGAGCUGCUCGGUUUGGUAUGUCUACAGCUUCAACUAAAGGUCUUGUUGCAGAAAGUAAGACUACAGUAAAUAUAGACAAAUUAAAGGAAAGGGCUCAGAGAUUUGGCUUGAAUGUCUCCACAGUCUCCAAAAAGACUGAAGAGGAUGAGAAGCUGAAAAAGAGAAAGGAGAGGUUUUGGUAUUGUAUAACAAGUUCAGCUGGGACUGGAACUACAGAAGACACAGAGGCAAAGAAGAGAAAAAGAGCAGAACGUUUUGGCCUCGUCUGAUGACCUCCCUCUUAGCUUUUAUCUGCUUGAGUUGUAUGUUUUAUACGUUCAUGUUCUUCAUUCCUAAUGAAGACGAUAGCUUUUUCUUCACACAGAUCUUGGCUUUGCAUUUUAAAGCUAGCUCUUCAGUUGUGCUUUUCUUCACUUUUGGACUUCAAACAGAUUUUGAAGCCUAGAAUGAAAGUAUCUGUUGUGUAUGUAAACAGUUUGAAUUUACCGGCAAAUUCUCCUAUCAACCACUUAUAUCCAGAUUACAUCUCCAACUUGCUUCUCCUCUGUUUAAAACAACUGCACAAAAUAAAAAAAUCCCUAAGUAGGAGGAGUAUGACUAUUUUUGAUGCAUCUUUCAAUGCCUAUUAAAGUUACUAAUACCUGAA
Messenger RNA from Sceloporus undulatus (fence lizard), 1069 nucleotides. It is a transcript of the gene SARNP, whose product is annotated as SAP domain containing ribonucleoprotein. The transcript has 10 exons. The coding region runs from base 102 to 692 and encodes 196 amino acids. Gene Ontology annotation, biological process: poly(A)+ mRNA export from nucleus. Gene Ontology annotation, cellular component: nucleus. The record is from RefSeq and is a predicted model, not a curated record. NCBI's taxonomy places the organism in Eukaryota, Metazoa, Chordata, Lepidosauria, Squamata, Phrynosomatidae.